Messenger RNA from Xiphophorus maculatus (southern platyfish), 6024 nucleotides. RefSeq names its product TBC1 domain family member 14 (gene tbc1d14). The record is from RefSeq and is a predicted model, not a curated record. The transcript is spliced from 15 exons. NCBI's taxonomy places the organism in Eukaryota, Metazoa, Chordata, Actinopteri, Cyprinodontiformes, Poeciliidae. The coding region runs from base 503 to 2629 and encodes 708 amino acids.
GCGUGAAUAGUAUUUUAACCGGGAGUGCAGGUGACGUAGGUCGAUUAUUAAUGCCUUCAGGUUCAGACAGGUGAAUCUAUCGACCGCGGACGUUCUUGACUCGAUUACACCGCACUCCACGUACAAGUUUGUUUUAAAAUGGCGGCGGAAGCGACGAAACAGGUAUAAUUUUUUUUUCUAAGAAUAAAAUAAAAAAAACGUCCCCGCGUAAAAGGCUUAAAUGUGCCAUUUGUACACGUCAUAAAGUAGCAGGAACCGCUGUCGUCUCCCGUUUUGAUGCUAGCGAAGAAAUUAAACUACAAAAGUUGUUCACGUUUGUUUCCAGUUGAGGAAGCGCUGUUGAGAGAAUGACUUUAUGCCACAGCGGAUGACCUCCCUCCGGAGCCGUUUGUGUGGAGGAGCCAUGGGGGCGACGGUGGAGCCGCAGUAGCCGCAGCGUCAUCAUGGAUCUCCCCAAGCGGACGCUACCUGGCAUCCACCUGUAGCGUCCAGCGGCUGCGGCAUGGCGAACCCGAGCCUCGGCCCACAGAACCAGAUGGACGGCCGCACUGGGGUGUCUGCUGGAGUCGUUGUGAAGAACGGAUCUCUGGGCAAUGAAUCGAGCGCCUCCAACUCGUACGACAAACCCAGCUGUGCUUUAGCCAGCGAGCUGGUCCUGCCCCGCUACAAGCCAUCCUGCUCCUCCACUCCCAUCUACUACAGCAGUCCCCAGAAAAACUGCUCCGACGUGGACCCGGACCGCCACAGCUUGACCUCUCAGGACUCGGGGAUCCCCACUCUGGAGAUCAACCCUCCGGACCACGGCCACCAUCACCCGGGAGACGCCUCUGAAGACUGCCCCGCCACUUUACCUCUGGACCCGGCCGACAGCAAUGGCAUGCACAGGUCCUCCACCUUCCCCCGCAGUGGCUACGACUCUGUCCGACACUUCAGCCCCACCGCCAGGCUGACGGCCGCGUCGGGGCUGAUCGUCGGGGGCGGAGCCCUGAACCGCAGCGACGACAUCUCGGUGUGCAGCGUGUCGAGCAUGAGCACCGAGCUGUCCGUCUCCAACGAGGACAUCCUGGACUUCACCGUCACUUCGGACUCCAGCGCCAUCGUGACCUUGGAAACGGAUCUCAGCGGCUCGGCCCACUUCUCGGACGUGGCGCUGUCGCCGCCGCCGGGAGAAUUCCGGAGAACCGGGCGGGGGCGUCCGGGCGCGGGCGGCGUGCAGCUGGACGACGGAAAGCUCAAGAAACUGGGAGCUCUUUCAAAUUUGUUCAACAGGAACCUGUUUGCCAAGAAAGUGACGGACGGUCCCACGGAGCAGAACAAUCCGGGUUGGAAGCUCUUUGGGAAGAUCCCGCCCCGGGAAGGCCCCCUAAAGGACCCCAAGAAAAUCCAAAAGGAAUAUGAAACAAAGAGUGGCAAAGCUGGACCUGGCAACCCAACAUCCCCCAGGCAGGGAGUGAGGAAGAACCUGGACUUUGAGCCCCUCUCCACCACCGCGCUCAUCCUGGAGGACAGACCUGCUAAUCUGCCCGCCAAACCUGCAGAGGAGGCCCAGAAACACCGGCAGCAGUAUGAGGAGAUGGUGGCCCAGGCCAAGAAGAGAGAGCUGAAGGAAGCUCAGAAAAGGAAGAAGCAGCUGGAGGAUCGCUGUAAGCUGGAGGAGAGCAUCGGCACGGCGGCCCAGAUCUGGAACCAGGAGAUCCUACCCAACUGGAGCACAUUGUGUACCUCCCGGCGAGUGAGAGACCUCUGGUGGCAAGGCAUCCCUCCAAGUGUCAGGGGGAAAGUGUGGAGCCUGGCUGUGGGCAACGAGCUGAACAUCACACAUGAGCUGUAUAACAUUUGUCUGGCCCGGGCGAAGGAGAAGUGGAGGAGCACAGCAGUUCCCACCACCGACACCGAAGACGUUUUAGAUUCUUCGGACCGUGAGUCGAGCCUGGAGCUCAUCAAGCUGGACAUCUCUAGAACUUUCCCCCAACUCUGCAUCUUCCAGCAGGGCGGACCUUACUAUGACGUGCUGCACAGCAUUCUGGGAGCGUACACGUGCUACCGGCCAGACGUCGGCUAUGUGCAGGGGAUGUCGUUCAUCGCCGCCGUGCUCAUCCUCAACCUGGACACGGCCGACGCCUUCAUAGCUUUCGCCAACCUGCUCAACAAGCCCUGUCAGAUGGCCUUCUUCAGAGUCGACCACAGCCUUAUGUUGACGUACUUUGCAGCGUUUGAAGUGUUCUUUGAAGAAAAUCUACCAAAGCUCUUUGCACAUUUCAAGAAAAACAGCUUGACUCCUGAUAUUUAUUUAAUUGACUGGAUCUUCACACUGUAUAGUAAGUCUUUGCCACUGGACCUGGCGUGCCGGGUGUGGGACGUGUUCUGCAGGGACGGCGAGGAGUUCCUGUUCCGCACGGCGCUGGGUGUGCUGCGCCUCUACCAGGACGUCCUGACCUCCAUGGACUUCAUCCACAUGGCUCAGUUCCUCACCCGCCUGCCUGACCUCAUCCCCCCUGAGCAGCUCUUCCAGCACAUCGCAGCCGUUCACAUGACCAGCCGCAACAGGAAGUGGGCUCAGGUCCUGCAGACGCUGACGGAGCAGAAGAGAUCUGGAGCGAGGCUGUCCGGAGCCGAGGCGCUGAGCUGAGGUCAGAGGGAAGGUCACACACUAAUCCACUCAGAUCCCCUCCAGCUUUCAGGGCAUCCUGCACCUGAAAGCAGAGACACCCUCCCCUCUCCCGCCUCCCAUCAGCUUGUGGGGGGAGUGAACUACUGUAGCUGCUGAGACGGGGCUGUCCUUCGUGUCGCCGCUCAGACCCUAAACCAGCAUCCACCAGGAGGGUCUGCCGGUCAGGGAGCUCCGGGAGGUGAAAGGAAUACGAGGCCUUAUUUUCCUGUUUUACUCCCCAACACCCACCACGAAGCCCAGCAGUGAACUGGAAACUGUAGCUGGGAAACGGUGAAGAUUGUAUCGCACUCCCACUGUCAUCAACACCAGGCUGACUCAGAUCUCCUCAGGCGGAGGGAGGAAACCACUGAAGUUACUCCACCAGUCCCUCCACCCGGCGCCGGGUCCUCUGCUGUCGGCUACCUGAACCACGUUCCACUCGUCUCUUUCUUCCUCUGGUUACCGUGACAAGAAUCACAAUCCCCCCCCCCCCCCCUUUUUUUUUUUUUUCCUGGAUGUGUACCAGUCAGGGAACAUCACUCUCAUUUUUAAUUUCCACCUUUUUCUUUCAAAAUGACUAUGCUAGCUUAAAAUGUGGCCAGUGGAUUCUGUUUGCACAGUUCUCAUUCCCUCAUGGUGUGUUUGCGUGUGUUUUUAUUUAAUUAGUCAGGCUUGUUUUCUGAAUCAUUCCAUUCUGUCGCGUUAAAAUCCACAAAGCUGCAACUCCAUCACAUGCUUGACUCUGCAGCUUCUAUCCAACAUGUAAGCAAUGAAAACUCUUCAUUGAGGUUGAAUAAGCUGCCUGGAAAAUAAUUUUUAUUUUCCCAAGUGCAUCAAUGAAACUGGGUUAACUUUAAAAAAAAAAAAAAAGUGGAAAACUUGGUCUAGACACUGCAGAUGUUGAUUUCUUUUUCUUGCUUUUAAUGUGUUUGUGGUACAUUUCAGCUUUGUAGUGUCCUGGUGUGCGAAGUCUUUUUGUGGGGUUAUUUAAUAUUUAUCGAAAAUGUGACAAGGCAUAAAAUUGAAAUGAAGGAUGCGGGGAAGUUCCUCCUCAGCUAGUGAGAGGUGUGUGAACAUGUUGCAUCAGACAAACCGACACGUGUAACUGUGUUUUACUGUCGAGUCGGGACCGGUUUACUUGAUUUACUAAGAAACAUUUUAUCGUUUUUUGUCUUUGUUAAAAUUUGUCCAGAUGAUAGCUGUGAUAGUAAAACAAACUCCGGAUUCUCAAGCAAGAUCUGCAGUUUAGAAUGUGCAAGUUCUGAAGUUCUGCCUCGCUGAUACUGUAAAUCCAAGAAGGAGCCGUCAGGGGCUGAUGGUGACAGUUUAAGAGCUUUAAUAUAAAGUGUAAUUCAUGUCUGAAGCUGCAACAUGUCAUUGAUUUUUAAACAUGAAUUAAUGAAGUUUCCCAACAACCUAUUUUUCUUAUACUUUCCUUUAGCACUUUCUUCCAUGAGGCAGCCAUAUUGGAUCUUGAAGUUGCAGCUGGGGAGGCUCCUCCCACUUUUGGAACAGGCUCCAAUAUAUUUUGAAGAACACAUGUAGACAUAGGCUACUGUAAGCUUCUUACAGUAUGUAUGUAAAAACGAGAAAUGUUAAGAUUCAAUAAUUAUUCCUGCUGUAAAAUAACAUGACAGAUUAUUGCAGUCAGGGCCGGAUUUAGAAGUACAGGGAGGCUUGAGCCAGGGAUUCGAGCCAGGUUUGGUGCCAUAGCAAAAAAAAAUUGAACUCAUGCAAAUUACAGAUCAUAAUAGGUCCUGUUAUACGUCUGUAGAUGACUCCAUUUUGGUCCCAAAAUUAUUUAUUUCAAAUAUUCAAGAAGUUUAAAUUAAUAGGAAAAAAGCACACUACAUGGAAAAUUAGUCCACGACUUUAAUAUGAGAUAUAAUGUUUGUGAAAGAUGCAAAGUACCCACAAAAAAGUGUUGUUUUUUGUUGUUGUUUGUUUUGUGCGCCCACACAACUCGGAGCCCUGGGCUAAUGCCCAUGUCGGCGCUUUCUAAAGUCUGGCUCGGAUUGCAGUUACAAUUUGUCUUUAAAAGUGAGGGAAAGUUGUAGCUAACUUCUUCCAGCUCCUAACUGGAACUUUAUUAAAUUAGACUCUUUUUUUUUUUUUUUUUUUUUUAAGUGUGAAUUAAGAAGCUGUGAAUUCUUGACUUGAUACCAGAAACUUCCCCCCACCUAAACACACACUACACGACUGCUCCUGGUUUAAACUCUGCUGCUCCAAAGCGCAGCAGGUUGCAUUCAAAGUACGACUGGCUGCAAAUGUUGGGGAUCGGAUGUUUUCUCUGCUUCAGUCAGAUUCUGUGGCCUUCACAGUGGAUUCACACGGUGGUAAACGUGUCAUCCCAUCAUAACCAGGCGACGCCUGCAUUGACAUUGCUGUCAUCUGUAACGUUAAAGUAACAGCUUAAGGAUCCACAUAAAACAACUAAACAUGUAGUUCUUGAAACUUUUCUCGAUUUUUAAAGAAACAAAUUUUAAGCCCCAUUUUUAAUCUGAUCAGAUUAAAAGGUUGAAAGCAUAGAAAUCUGAUUGGAUCUGAAGGUCAACUGUGGAUAAAAUUAGUGUGUCCUCUUGCUUGUUUUGCUGCUGAUUUUUUAUUAUUAUUAUUUUUUAUGAGAGGCCACUUUCGUUUUCUGUGAAAAUCUCCUCUCCCUGGGACCACGCUCUCUAAGUACACCGAAGUCUUGAGAUGACUUGAAACCAAAAAUCGGUUCUGACUUGUCUGAUUCUUCUCACACACGUUUCGACCGUCUCUAGACGGUUUUCUGUUUCUUUUCUGCUUUCACAUCAUCAUCUUUCUGCACCUCACCACCCCUCCACCCAACAUUCAACUCCUCCACUGUGUGGUUUUUUUUUUUUUUUUUCUAAAAGCCACACAGGACUGCAAUAAAGCUUUUUGCACAAACAUGUCAGCCUUUGCAUUGAGUUGUGCCUCGCAUCAUCACUUCAUGUCAUCGGUCACGGUUAAACGGGUUUCCGUCUUUUUGUUUUCGUGUCGUUCGCACUGUCGUUGCCGACCUUUUCUCCGUAAUGUGUGCUUGGUGGUGAGAAGGUAAUUGCACAAAGAUGUUGCUUCCCAACAUGUUACAUUAAAGGUGAAACCUGGUGUUAUCUAUCAACACUACCUGUCCUUUCUUUAAUCCACAGCACUUAAAACACACACACAAAAAAAAAUACUCAAUCAGAAGUGUCAUUUUCUUUGGCUCAGUAAUCAGGUUGAUUUGUUGGUUUUAUUUUAUAUUGUCACCUUUGUUUUUUUUUCUCGAGACCCGUGUGCUGUUGAGGACUGAGGGUCGUCAUGCAACUGUAUCUCACUUGAAAAUGUACAUAAAUGAUGGUUUUAUCAUAAUAAAAAGCUCUACAUAC